CCCGCGCAGGAGGCGCGCAGGGCGGGAGGGCGCCGAGCUGCGGCUACUCCCGCGCCGCCGAGAGGGAGGGGCCCAACACCGCCCGCCAGCCCAGCUCGCGCCACCACUCGCCGCUGCUCACUGUCCCCGCGAGCCCACAUCCAGCUGGUGAAGGCUACCGCCAGCAUUAGUCCGGGGCCCGGGCACGAGAGGCGGAGGCCGGAGGAGGCGGCCCGAGCGGCCAGGCGUGCUAGCCCUGCUCACCGGUGCGGCAUAGCUGGUGAAAUCUUUCUGUGAAGAAGAAGGAUACCUGACUGUAAACGUGUCCCACAAGCACUAUUAACCAAGAAGCAAGGAACAGUAUGACAGAACCAUCUAGCCGAGUCUGAAGUGUGAAGAGCACCGUAUCCACCAGAAGACCCAGGAUGGAUCUGCACCAAAGUACCACAGUCAGGUUGCUGGAGAAAUGGAGCUCCAAUGAGCCACCAUCUGGCUGCCGGAGACAUUAUCAUGCCAGAAAAAAACUGAAGCUAAUUCGGGUCAUUGGCCUUGUCAUGGGCCUGGUCGCUAUGAGCACUGUCCCAUUUUCAAUCAGUGCCUUUAAUGAGACAGACACUCAGAGCCACACAGAAGAAGCCAGUGACGUGAGUGGCUCUAGGGUAGCCCAGGGCCACCAUCAAAGAACUCUCUUAGAUUUUAAUGACAAGUUUCUAGAUGAUACCACACAGCCACCCGCUUCUCAGGAAGACAAAGCUGAGAACAGCACCGACCAUGCCCAGGGAGACUAUCCAAAGGACAUCUUCUCCCUGGAGGAGCGCAGGAAAGGCGCCAUCAUCCUCCAUGUCAUCGGGAUGAUCUACAUGUUCAUAGCCUUAGCCAUUGUCUGUGAUGAGUUCUUCGUUCCUUCCUUGACUGUCAUCACUGAAAAACUGGGCAUCUCUGAUGAUGUGGCCGGAGCCACCUUCAUGGCUGCAGGCGGGUCCGCCCCAGAACUUUUCACGUCUCUUAUAGGGGUCUUCAUUGCUCACAGCAACGUUGGCAUAGGCACCAUUGUAGGUUCCGCCGUGUUCAAUAUCCUCUUUGUUAUUGGCAUGUGUGCUCUGUUUUCUAGAGAAAUCUUAAACCUGACAUGGUGGCCACUCUUUCGCGAUGUGUCCUUCUACAUCGUCGACCUGAUCAUGUUGAUCAUAUUUUUCCUGGAUAACGUCAUCAUGUGGUGGGAGAGCUUGCUGCUCUUAACAGCUUAUUUUGGCUAUGUGGUUUUCAUGAAGUUCAACGUCCAAGUAGAAGGAUGGGUGAAGCAAAUGAUAAGUCGCAAUAAAGUUGUCAAGGUGACAGCACCAGAAGCCCAAGCGAAGUCAUCUACAACAGGAGACAAGGAAGAGCCAUCUUUACCGGCUAAGCCGCGCCUCCAGCGAGGUGGGAGUUCUGCCUCUCUCCACAACAGUCUUAUGAGGAAUAGCAUCUUCCAGCUCAUGAUACACACCCUUGACCCGCUCGCCGAAGAACUUGGAUCAUAUGGAAAACUAAAAUAUUAUGACACAAUGACUGAAGAAGGGAGAUUCAGAGAAAAGGCUUCGAUUCUCCACAAGAUUGCCAAGAAGAAAUGCCAAGUGGAUGAGAAUGAGCGGCAGAAUGGGGCUGCCAAUCACGUGGAAAAAAUCGAACUUCCCAACAGCACAAGCACAGAGGUGGAGAUGACACCGUCGAGCGAAGCUUCGGAACCCGUGCAGAACGGAAACCUCUCCCACAGCAUCGAAGCUACAGAUGCCCCGCAGGCCGCAGAGACCACUGAGGAAGAGGAUGACCAGCCCCUCAGCCUGUCCUGGCCAUCCAACGCCCGCAAACAGGUCACGUUCCUCAUCGUUCUUCCCAUCGUGUUCCCUCUCUGGAUCACCUUACCUGACGUCCGCAAACCUGCUUCCAAGAAAUUCUUCCCUGUCACGUUCUUCGGCUCCAUCACUUGGAUUGCAGUUUUCUCUUACCUGAUGGUGUGGUGGGCACACCAGGUUGGGGAGACCAUCGGCAUUAGUGAAGAGAUCAUGGGUCUGACCAUCUUGGCUGCUGGGACCUCUAUCCCUGAUCUUAUCACCAGUGUCAUAGUGGCCAGGAAGGGGCUGGGGGACAUGGCCGUGUCCAGCUCUGUUGGAAGCAACAUCUUUGACAUCACUGUGGGGCUCCCCCUGCCCUGGCUCCUCUACACCAUCAUCCACAGAUUCACGCCGGUGACUGUCAGCAGCAACGGCCUCUUCUGCGCCAUCGUCCUCCUCUUCAUCAUGCUGCUCUUUGUCAUCCUUUCCAUCGCCCUCUGCAAGUGGCGGAUGAACAAAAUACUGGGCUUCAUCAUGUUUGGCCUCUACUUCGUGUUCCUCGUGGUCAGCGUCCUCCUGGAAAACAAAGUGCUCGAGUGCCCUGUCUCCAUCUAGUGGAAAAGCCAUAUCUUCAACCAACAGUAUGGAUGGUCCCUCCUGGAUCUGGGCUCCGGGCUUCUUGCAGAAGCCUUGAGAAGAGGCAGCCUGUGCGCAGCCCUGGGUGGCGAGUGUCCCUCCUUGGAGGGCAGAGGAAGGAUGGAUUCUCAUGGGGCCAUUCGCUUCACGGGCACCUCACCCUUGCCUGCGGAAAUGACUCCAUGGAAGAGACAAAGAGAACCGUCUCUCCAUCACCACUGACAGGUACUCCUCGCUGGUCGGAGGUACAUUCAUUGUGAUGACGCGAAAGAGGACAGAGGCUAUACAUACACAUGAAUAUAAAUAUUAUAAAUAUAUACACAUGAGCGUACAAAUCCUGCCUGUUUCUGUACUAUACCUCCCCUCCUACACCUAUAGAUUAAUACAUAAUUGUACACAGAAAGAGAAAUUAUAUAUAUAUAUAAACAUAUAUAUAUAUUUAAGUGCAAAUGCAUCUUUUCAGGGAUAGCUCUAGCGUAAUUAUAGUUCCUAUAUGAAGAGGGGCAUCAACCUUCAACCUUCAGUUUGUGUGCUUUGCCUCUCGAGUGCAAAAGGUGAAUUAACAGAAUCAGUAGGCCGAGCGCUCUUUGCUGUGAUCUGCAGCCUGCUUUGGACAUACUGCGUUGAGUGAAAUAGUUUGCAGAGAGGAAAGCUCAGAAGAGGGAGUCUGUUGGAGCCCUGUUAGAACCUCUAAAAUACUGUCACAAGCCAAACAGAACCCAUCCCCACUGGGAUGCUCUGACUGAGACCCAUGGAAUUCCUUAAGACAGAGGGGAAACUCAGACCGGGUGGCAACCAAAGGAACUGACGAAGGUUAGGUUGUUUAGUUUUGCUUUUUUUUUCUCGUAUUGCCCCAGCAUGCAAGUAGAUGAUGUGAAUGAAAAACCAAAUUAGUGCUUUUCUAGGACAGCAAACUUGUAUAAACUGAGCCUGUCUUGUUCCAGUGCAUGGCCCAUCAUCAUCGAUAGAACAAGGGCGAUCUUAGCCGUGGUUGUCGUCGGACAUGCUUUAAUGCCAAGGGCUCACACACAGUCCAAAGUCCUGCCACGAGAGCUGAGAUGUGUGCCGAGAGACACCGUCCAGCAGAGGUGCUCAGUGGGAGUGACCACUGAUAGGGACAUAAGGGCAUAGCUCCGCAGAGCACUUCUCAGUGUGGCCACAAAGGGCUGCCACAUCUAAGAAUCAUUCCCAGUAGAUCUAAACUACCAGACUGACCGUGCUUGAUUGAGGCAGUUCAGGUUUGUCUGAUCCGCUUGGUGUCCGCCCCCCCCCCCCGACCCUAGAACAGUUUCCAAGUCCUGUGUCAUGAAUUUGGUGUGAACCCAUGCAACGCCCCUCCUUCCGUCGUGAGCCCAUCUAGAACUCUAGUGUUCCGAGCCUGCGGUCCAUAGUUUCUUUACACUUCUUUGAAGCGGUCACUCUGAUAUUAUGAUUUACUGAUUUUGCUCAGCUUCACAUGGGAUCACCUCAUUCACUGAGUCCUCCCACACUCUGUCCAACACCUUGUGUGAUUUCUCCAGUUUAUUGCAGUAGAAAAUGAAACCGCUUGACAGCCGCAGGACAAACUGAACUGAAAACAAAACAGGCAGUUUUUCAUUUUCCGAAACCAUGCUUUCUCCUUAAAAUCCAUUGAAACGGUAAAUAGAAGGUGGCCACCUCCAUGUAAAUCGGCACAUACCAUAUGAGGAGAGUGUCACCAUGCAUUCGGUUCUGAUCUGUCACUACGCCUUGUCUGACUAUGUUCUGAACACCGCUUAAUAUAGGGAGGUGGGGCGAAGAACUCAGACUGAAUAAAAAGGUCAGGUGACCCAAUACCCCAGAUCAAGUUCAGCCUUCCAUCCACAGAGUUUCCAUUCAUUUACAGAACACAGCAGCAACGGGAAGAGCCAAGCCCAAGACCACUUUACACUUAAAGCACACGGCACUCCAAAGCAGAGGCCCCCUGAGAACACAAGAAAUCAAAAGGUCUGCCAACUAAGAAACUGGCUUUCAAGUCUCUCCAACAAUGCAAAGUUGGGUUUUUGAUUUGGUUUGAUUUUUUUUUUUUCUCUCUCUCUCUGUGUAACAGCCUUGGCUGUGCUGGAACUCACUCUGUAGACCAGGCUGGCUGCAAACUCACAGAGAUCUGCCUCUCUCUGCCUCCUGAGUACUGGCAGUUUUCAAUGGUGAGAGAGAAAUCCACAUCCCAUUCAUCAAGGGUGGGGCUUUGUUUGAAGCAAGCAUUUUUGCUGCUACCUUAGAAAGACAGAUGCAAAAGUGAGUUUUGAGUUUUAAAAGCUCAGAUUGUUGUCCUGGCUGCACGAUGAUGGUUGGAUAAAUUCUGAUUUCGGGUUGGUUUAUCAUUUAAAAUGGAUGAUUUUUUUUUAAACCAACUACAAAAUAAGAAAGGUCACAGAAUGUCUGGUCCCACAAUUACCGUUCCCACACUCGCUCCCCUUACCUCCUCAACAAGAAGCCAGGAAGCACUCCGGUGCCUAAGGGCUGGGAAUUCUGCUCCACAGGGAGUGCUAUGGUCUUCAAUGAAAAGUUACUUUGAGAAGACAACAUUCCCCAAACCAGUCCCCACCUCCAUAGUGCUCCCCCUCACUGAACGGUGCUCGGGCACCUUCUACUGCUGGCUCUUGCUGCCUUCAUUGAGGAAUGUGUGGUAUGUGGCCUUAUGUUGACCUGGAAGCGUUCAUAUUAUUGUAAAACUGCUUUCUACAUGCUGGUUUCAGCUCAUCUCUAACUUCUUUCUCGCAUGUCAGUGUGUGCUGUGCACCAGAUCUUGCAGACAUACGGUAUCAAUUACAUCAUCAUCCUUUGGGCCCAAUCAAUUCUAAGGCAAAGGGCCAGAUUUGACAGCCAGGGGAAAAGGAAGUGAACAUUUAUGAACUGAAGUUUUUUUUGUUGUUGUUAUUGUUCUCUGCACAUACACAAACAUUCGCAUACCACUUGAACAUGCCAAUCCCCAGAAUAUAGGAAAUGGUCAGCUGUGUCCCUGAUGCUUACAGAGAGGCAAAAAUAAUGCCACAAGAGGCAUGGGGGAAAGUUUUAGAUGACUGUCUCUUUUUUUCUCUGGAACAGGGUAUGAAAUAACACCAAAAGUUCAAACCAAAAUUUAUCAUUCAUCCUAAAAUAAAGGAAUUGUACCCAAAUGUGCCCAUUUACUCACAGAAAACCAAGCCAGUCUUGCUUGCUGUCACGUCUCCUAUAGCCCUAGGCAACCCUAAAAGAGGAGAGAAUCUUGGUCCAGACUAAGAAUUCUAAAAUAGAAACCCCUAGAUAUGCGUUAAACAAUGCCCAUGACGUAUCUACUUGCCCUCCAGACCCAGCGAGUUCCUGCUGGAAUGAAGCAUGAGAUUAAAUGGUGUGAUUUCACUUCCCAAGACCUAAACAUGCCAGGCAGUGUCAGCAAAGCAGAAUGUGUGUCCAGAGACUCAGGGAUAGGGUUGUGUAUCAGCUCGGCAGAUGAUGCAGCAAGUCUGAUGUCUCCCUUUAGAGUGCUAUGAAAAGAGACAAGGACUAUUUCAUAUUCAAGGAAAACGCUUUGCCAGGCCUCUGACAGGCGUCACCUGACAGCGGCCAUUAGUGCUUAUUUUCUAGGGAAGACAUGAGUCAGGCGGUCUAGAGGCCUUUCAGCAAAACACCCCUGCCUCGAUGAUUAGAUUUUUGGUAACAUUAGCGUACAUCUGCUCCUGGUUAGAGAGAAAUGGCCAACACCACUACUUCCCGCAUCUUGUAGAAUCCUCUCUGAUCUAUAGCGAAGGAAGAUGCAGCCUAUGAAAGAAGGUUGUCCUCACCCAGACCACCUUAAGAGAAAGUUGAUCACAGAACGACAACAGUUAGAGCUACUAGCUAGACAGGGGACAGUGGACUUUGAAGCAUUCUAUUGAAAGAGUUGCAUUGAAGAAUUUGGUAGGGUCCCAUGCUUAUUUGAAAGUAAGCAUUUCAGAGAAUUUCAGUGGGCUUUCUCACAAACACACACACACACAUUCUAUGUUUCCUUGCACCCAGAAAGAUUGAACUUCAACAAGUAACAUGUUACAGACAGCAGGCCUGUUCCAUAAAAAGUACACUAUAAAGCUGAUAUCCACUCGUACAUAUUCACCUGGCCUGUUAAUUUUUAAAGUUAUCAUCCUCAGUUCCCAUGCCUCCCUCACAACAUUUUCUUCAAUUAGCAGGCAAGGCCUUCCCACUAAGAGAGAGUUGGGAGAAAACUGCAAAAUUCAAAAGGGGGAAAGGAGAAAAUAAUUUACAAAUAAUAGAAUUCCUAAGAAAGCCAUUCAAACCUACCUGUGAUGUUUAAAGUAGCUACAAAUAGCCGACCUUUUAAAAUAAGUACUAGAGCCUAUAUAUGUCCUAGGUUGAUUUGAAAAUAUCAUGUUAAGACAGCUUCAGUAAAGAAGGUUCCUGUGCCUUGCCCCCGUGUCUGUCUGAGUUUAGUUUCCUGCCUCUGGAUCUUUGUGGUCCUUUUUAAUCUCGCAGCCUCAUAUUUUUUUGAAAUAUAUAGCUAACAAGAAAAGCAAUAAAGGAAAUACAGCCAGCUCAGAUCCAAUACACAUUAUUGCACCUUUGAAAUAUUUCUUUCAUGUCACUGGGCGCUUGGGGUCUACAUAGGCUGUGAUGCCUCAGCAACAGGAGGACAUGGACUUCUGUGGGAUCACAGAUGUGUGCGUGUUGUUUACAUCUGGAAGUGGCUAGCUUUCCAUGUAGACCUCCAGACAGCAUGCAUCCACACGCCUUUCUCACACAUGGACAAUCAGCCUCACUCCAAACUACCUAAAUGUCACCAAAGUCUUUAAUCUUGCCAAUGGGUUUUCUUAAGAAAUAGUGUGGGGGGGGGGCGACACAAAAGAAAAACAGAUGCACAACCUCGCCUGUUUUGGAGUGACCAAACUGGUCCUGAAAGUUUAGGCAGAUGGGCUCAUUAGUGUACGGUGAGGGAUUGAAUAGAGAAGCAUGUGGCCUAAACCAAAGCACUUUUCCUAAAACACUGAUGGGCUGAACCGGAAAAUUAAUAAAUACCUAAGGAUGGAAAAGUGCCUUGGGCAUGUGUGGGCUCCCACCAAGGGCUGAUUUCAGUAGGGGAAUCUGUCUGCUGGUCACUAUAGUACAAAGGACCACCAAUAUUAAAUCAUGGGUUAUCAGCAAAGAGAUCCCACUAUACCCAAGGUCCGUGUUUAACUCUGACAGAAAUGUCCCCACCCAGCUUCGCCCAAAGACCCUCCGGCUGAUGGCAUCAUCCUUUUUUUUUCCUUCAUGGCAGAAGACAACUGCGUUUGAACACCUUUUGAACUUUAUCCAUGACGUAGUUGGAGGUUGCUACUGUGGGACUCUGUAUUUAUUUUCAUCAGAAGUGUCCUUGAAUCCUUAUUUGUUUGCUUAGGUGAUUUCUUCUUCCUCUCCCUCCUUUCUCUGCUCUUCCUUCUCUUCCUGCUGCUGGCACUGUUCCUCCUCAAUGUAAAUAUUCAAAAAUUCCAAACCUUUACCCCCCAGCAGCACUCCCUGGAAGGGACCAUUCUGGUUGCUUUUGAAUGGUAGGCAGAAUCCAUAACCACGGAGGAGGAACAAUAGUACAAACGCCUUCCAAAGAAGGGCCAAUAGAAUUGAAUAUGGUACCCAUGGGAACUGGCUUUGCUAGUGUCGAGAUGACCACUGGGCACAUCAUUAUCAAGGAGUGCUGGUGAGGUCAAGAUCACAGCUCUUUUUGCAUCUGGCAUCUUCAUUCCUUAGCCACAAAGGAAACAGGAAGGAAGCCACGUUAGACCAUUCCAAGACUCUGGGUUUGUGCUUGCCUGCACUGAUUACCGAGAGGAAGUAACGUUUUCCUUUCAAAUGGGAAGUCAGAGAAAGGGUUGGAGCUCCUCUUAUUAAGAGUCCCACCAUGUGUUUAUUUCCCACACAGUAGGCUGAUAAAAACAGUAAGGACACUUCCUGACCUGGGAAACUGCUCAGCAAAAGAUGGGAAUUUCCUCUUGGGUUGCAAUUUCUUCAUAAUGGAUAUGUAAUUAGUGAAGGCCUUGGAUGUUGACAGGUCUGUAAAACACUCAGCUAGCCAAAAGAAAGUACUAAUUCUCUUAAGUCAUGUUACACGCACACAAACAAGAGAAAAGUGAAAUAAGUCUGAAUCCCAGAAUAAAGUCACUUCCAGAAUGAAACUGCACGUGUGAAUUAAGGCAGAGAAUUCCUUGCCAGUUAAUUCAAUGCAUCUCCAACUCUUAUCAUCAGGAUAAAUCUGAAGGACAAUGGAUGCCUUUUGGGUUUUUUAAUUUUUUUAAUAUUGCACUUUAUAGUAUUUCAUAAGAGACGAUUGUCUUAAUUAAAGCCAUAAAAUACCAAUAAAGCAUAUAUUCAGGGCUUCUGAAUAUAGUCAAUAAACAGUCCACGAGCCAUCCUGUGUGUUGUUCUGUUUCUUACUACUUACACCUACUCUUCUGGAUAGUUCUAAUCUACUAAUACAUUUUUAGGUAUGUAUGUUAAGCAAACUGUUUGAAAAUCAAAGAAAUUGUUUAUUUCACAAAAAAAAAAGCGUUCUUCAUUUUCAAAGUAGCUUAUUGCAUGGCUUCUUUAAGUAGCCAGUCACAUUGCCACGCUGAAAAUACUUCCUUGUUAUUUUCCUGCAAUCCGUCUGCUAUGCAAAGCAAGAUUCCUCCGCAUGGGAAUUGAAAUGGAUAAUUAGCAAAGAUGCCUGGGAAAAUCAGGAAGUGUUUGUGUUUCUAUACGAAUAAGUGAUGGAUCUAAAAAGUUCCCUUGUAAAAAUGGCAAACAGAUAUACAACCUUUUGGCAUCGUAAACCUAAAUUGGCAUAUGUCCCCAGGAGAACAAGCAAAAGCAACAGACUUCAUAGCGCAGUGGGCAGUUUAUUUCCUAUUUCUAUUAAAAUACGCUUUCUGACUGGGAUGGUAAGUUUGUUUGCACACAUAUAAGCACAGAUGUUCCCACAACUAAAACCUUUAAUAUUUCACUUUGUAAUGCAAUUGAAGUAAAUGCUAAUACAAUGAUUAAAAGGCACAAAAGAGCCUAGAACAAUCCACCACAACAGGGUAUCUAAAUCACAUAAGCCCAAGUAUUAAAUUGAACAACCCCAUCAAUCUUAGGCUUUAACAGACAAUUUGCCCUAAAGAAAGGAUGUCUGGAGGCAGAGCCAGUGAUGUUCCUCUAUCUCAGGCUCUUUGGGGCCUGAAGGUUCUCGAAGAGUCCGACUGUCCAUCAAGAACAGAGUGAGUUUCUCUUGCACUCUGCACAGACUCUGUUGUGGUACCUGGACCUAUUCAUCGUGGUACCUGGGCCUAGCCUUGUUUUCUCAAGUCUCCACAAGCAACAGCUUUCAUCUUCACAAUGCAGACACAGAGAGGUACAUGAAAAAUAUAAGUUGCAAACCAGACAUGAUGAUACACCAGCAAUCCCAGAACUGAGGAGGUAGAGGCAGGAGGAUUGGAAACUCCUGGCCAGCUUUGGCUACGUGAGAGUCUGUCUCAAAAAUAGCAAGGACGUAAGAGUAACAAACACUACCCUCCUGGUUCAAUGAAGCCACUACUAGUGUUAAAAAAUAUAUAUAUAUAUAAGUUAUGCAAUUAUUAUUUGCAUAUUUUAAAAACAGAAAAUACCAUUAAUACUGAUUCUAACAUAGAUAUAUGCACUACAAGGUUUAACCUGUCUUUUAAAUGGGUUAUCUUAAAAAUAUCAAAAUGUACUCAAAAUCUUGUUUUGAGAUACACAAUCAAUUACUGCCAACCAUACUUUUUCUCCUGCACUACAGCAGAAUCUAUAAUCCAGAUUUAGUCAUGCUAUCCCAUCCCAUAAGUAUAUACAAUAAGUAUGCCAAUCAAAUAAACAAAAGCAACUUUUUAGAAUUUUUAAUGAAUAUAUUUUGGAAGGAUCAAAACAUAUCACAAUGCCAUUUUUGUGAGGGAUCUUUUUAGGGGAGGUCAGGGUCUCACACCGCCUUUGUUUGCCUGGAUUCUAAAGAAACAUCUCAGCCCCUAUCUUCACCCCUCAAGAGUCCCCUCGAUGCACUUUAAAGUCAUUUUUGUCAUUUUGUGUGUUUGUUGUGAGCCGUGGCUGGCUAGGUGUACAGCGACCCCGCGUCAUUUACUCUGUGACUCUGUCUGUACAUAACUGGAAUUCGGGUUGCACCUGUACAUAGGCUGUCUGGAGCGGUGUGCUUCAGUUCCAUGCUCUCGCUCUGAUAAGGGGCAUUCCUCCAUGGUCCACUGUCUGCAUCCUUGUGCUUCUACUACUGAUAACCAACCUACUGAGUACACUUUAUGUAACUAAGUCUCCCCAGUGUGAAAAUAAUGACAAUAAAACAAUU
Messenger RNA from Chionomys nivalis (European snow vole), 10722 nucleotides. RefSeq names its product solute carrier family 24 member 2 (gene Slc24a2). Bases 405 to 2405 code for a protein of 666 amino acids. Gene Ontology annotation, cellular component: membrane. The record is from RefSeq and is a predicted model, not a curated record. NCBI's taxonomy places the organism in Eukaryota, Metazoa, Chordata, Mammalia, Rodentia, Cricetidae. Gene Ontology annotation, biological process: calcium ion transmembrane transport; long-term synaptic depression; long-term synaptic potentiation. Gene Ontology annotation, molecular function: calcium, potassium:sodium antiporter activity; calcium channel activity. The transcript has 11 exons.